GCUUACGACACUUCCUUGAGCGAAAUACAUUUUUUUUUCCAUUUAGCAUUUGCUUGACCAAAAACAAGCAUUGACUUGGUUCUUCAUCCAUCCAUGGCUCUUGUGAGAACAUCUCCAGGAACCUCCUUUGAUUCCAACACUUCUCGGGGUUACCGGUACGACGUGUUCUUGAGCUUCAGAGGCGAAGACACUCGCAAGACUUUUACCGACCAUCUCUACACAGCCUUGAACAACGCAGGAUUUCUCACGGUCCGAGACGACGAUGAACUUGAGAGAGGAGAAGAUAUCAAGCCAGGACUGCAGAAAGCGAUCCAGCUGUCACGAGCUUCUGUUGUCGUGUUUUCGAAAGAUUACGCGUCAUCCAGAUGGUGCCUUGAUGAGCUUGUGCUGAUCCUUGAACGCAGGAGGACCACCUCGGACCAUGUAGUUUUACCAGUCUUCUACGAUGUCGAUCCGUCCCACUUGAGGAAGCAGACGGGAAGUGUUGGAAAAGCAUUUGCUAGGCACGAGAAAACUCAGUCGCUGAAAAAGGUGAAGGGAUGGAGGGAGGCAGUUGCAGAGGUUGCAGAUCUAGCAGGCAUCGUCUUACAAAAUCAAGCUGAUGGGUAUGAGUCAAAGUUUAUCACAAAAAUUGUUAAAGUGGUUGGAGACAAGCUAAGUUGCUCACCAUUUAGUGUUGAACCAAAAUUGAUUGGAAUUGAAUCUCAAGUCGAAGACAUCAAUUUGUGGUUACAAGAUGGAUCAACCAAUGUUGGUAUACUGGUUGUGUAUGGCAUGUCUGGAAUAGGGAAGACAACCAUUGCAAAACAUGUUUACAAUUCAAACUUUAGAAGCUUUGAAGGAAGUAGUUUCAUUGAAAAUAUCAGAGAAACAGCAGAUCAACCAAAUGGCUUAGUUCAAAUACAAAAGCAACUUCUUGCUGAUAUUUUGAACGACAGAGAAGUGAAAAUACAUGGUGUUAGUGAGGGACUAAGAAAGAUUGAAAGAGGCAUAAGCUCUAGAAGAGUGCUUCUUGUUCUUGAUGAUGUGGACCAUAUGGACCAAUUAGAUGCAGUACUAAAGAUAAAAGAUCAGUUUUAUCCGGGAAGUAAGAUACUUAUAACAACUAGGCGUGAAAGGUUGUUAAAGGCACAUGAAGUUAUAAAGGUGCACGAAGUUGAAACUUUGGAUUACAAUAAAUCAUUAGAGCUUUUCAGUAGGCAUGCUUUUGGCCAGGACCAACCCCUUGAAGGUUACAUUGAAUAUUCAAAAAGGGUUGUAAGUCACUGCGGCGGACUUCCAUUAGCUCUUCGAGUUUUAGGUUCUUCUUUAUCAGGGGAAAGUAUAGAUGUAUGGGAAAGGGCAUUGGAGAAGCUAAAAGUUAUCCCUAAUGGUGAAAUCAUGAGUAAACAAAGAAUAAGCUAUGACAGUUUACAAGAUGAUCAUGACCGGAAAUUAUUCCUCCACAUUGCUUGUUUUCUAAUAGGAAGGAACAAAAGCUACAUUGUUAGAAUACUCGAUGGAUGUGAUUUCUAUACAAUUGUUGGCAUUCAAAAUCUCAUUGAUAGAUGCUUGGUGACACUUGAUGAAUACGGCAAGGUGAAAAUGCAUGAUAUGAUUCGUGAUAUGGGAAGAGAAAUUGUCCGCUUGGAAUCAGAAGAGCUUGAGAAACGUAGUAGAUUAUGGCACCAUAAGGAUUCUUUCAGAGUAUUGAGGGAAAAGAAUGGUACACAAACAAUUCAAGGUCUUGCCCUGGAUAUGCGUAUGCAUCUUGCAAAUAGACCAAUAAACACAAAUGAGACAGUCUUGGAAACCAAUGCAUUUGAAAGGAUGCGCAAUUUACAACUACUCCAUCUUAGUCAUGUACGGCUGGAUGGAUGUUAUGCAGAUUUCCCUACAAGAUUAAGAUGGUUGUGUUGGCUUCAAUUUCCUUUGGAUUCUAUACCGAUUGAUUUUCCUUUGGGGUGUCUAAUUGUUCUUGAAAUGCAAUACAGUAGUUUGAGACAAGUUUGGAAAGGAACAAAAUUUCUUCCAUCAUUGAAGUUCCUUGACGUCAGCCAUUCCCAUGCCCUCACUGAAAUCAUGGACUUCUCAUUUUGCCCCAAUCUAGAAGAAUUGAUUCUUGUUGAUUGCACCAGCCUGAUCGAUGUUCAUGAAUCCAUUGGAAAUCUAGAGAGACUCGUGUCCUUGAAUAUGAAGGAUUGCAAGAAUCUUAGGAUGCUUCCGAAGAAUAUUUGUUUGCUUAAAUCACUUGAAACACUCAUUUUAUCUGGUUGCUCAAAUCUUUAUGAGUUUCCAUUGGAGAUGAUAAAGAAGAUGGAGUCUCUGAAAGUUCUGAAAACAGAUGGUAUUCCAUUAAGGCCAGAAAGAUGUUCAACUAACUUGAGUUCUUUUCCUUCCUCUUUAGUAGAGUUGAAUCUCAGUAGGUGCAAUCUUUUUGAUGAUGCCAUUCCUACGGAUUUAAGUAAUCUAUCCUCGAUACAAAGACUAUAUCUAGAUGAGAAUCCAAUUUGUAGCCUACCAGUUUUCAUCAAAGGUUUGAGGAGGAUCGAUGAACUCUCUUUUUGUAAUUGUAAGAAGCUUGAAUCGCUUGUGGGGUUGCCGAGAGUACAUGAAAAAAUGGACGUAUCCGAUUGCAUAUCAUUGAAAAAAGUAACAUAUCAAUCGUUUGUGGCGCUCCAACUACAGGCCUUUGGGAAUGACAACGACAACAUAGUUGAGUGGGAGUACAAUUUCAAGUUAGAGCCUAUUGAUAGAGUUGAUGUGGAAAUGAUCAAACUUUUGGGCUUGUGCAACUUGGGAUCCUUGCCACCCAUUACAAUGAACGCAUUUCCAUUCUCAAGCUAUGGUUCAAAAGUGAGUCCUGUUCAGGGACUGUAUCAAUAUGGUAUAUUCAGCACAUUUUUUGUUGGGAAUGAGGUUCCAGGCCGGUUCAGCUAUAAAAGUACCAAGUCCUCCAUAUCUUUUAUUGUCCCUUUUCUCCCUUCUAGUCACAGAAUCCGAGGCUUGAACAUCUUUGCUACCUAUGCAAACAAGGAGAAUUCUAAUUAUAAUGAUGAUGAUGAUGCUGAUGAUAAACCUCCAAUGAUAAUCAAAGUGAGUAACAAGAGCAAGGGUCUGAAGUGGAUCUAUUUCCCAUUAUUCUAUGGUAUCCCAGGCGACGAAGAAGAUAUGAUAUGGUUGAGUCAUUGGAAGAUGGAGAACGAAACAAUAUUACAAUGUGGAGAUGAAGUGGUGGUUUCAAUAGUGGCCGGACCACAUAAGUUGUUUCGGAUAAAGGAGUUUGGUGUUGAGCUUAUGCAAGAGUACCAGAAUAAUAUGAUUAUAAGUACCCAACACAACACCAAAUCAGUUCCUAAUUAUCCAGCUGUCAUCGGUGGAGAUUUGUCAAUGUGGGAAAUUAUACAAGGAAUAUACACACUUGGUUUCCUCGGAGAAAUUGUAGAAGACACAGAUGACUAUGAGCAGAGAUGGUUCAAUCGCCUCAUCAUGGACAAUGAUGAAGAAGACACAGACAAAGAAGGGCAAGAGGAUGAACCUGAUUACACAACUGCAAUUACGAAGGCUGCCAGUAACAACUGCGGCCUCAGAGGCUGGAAGGUUCUUGUCACAGCUGCCGGAUUAGUGUUCACACUUGCUUUGGUAGUUCGGUCCUCCAUCUCCCAGAAAAAGAAGCGACAAUAAUCCACAAGCCAUCCAUGAGUUUGUAAUUUUAUUUGAUCCAGACAUCUUUGGAUUCCCUCCUUGUUUUCAAGAUGUUUUCUGCCUUCAAAAUAUCAAAGUUUCAGAUGUGUUCAACUUCAACAUCAUCAAAUAUUGAAUAAAUAUAGCAUAAAAUACAUACAA
This is a messenger RNA of Malus domestica (apple), 3825 nucleotides long. Its product is annotated as disease resistance protein RUN1-like. The record is from RefSeq and is a predicted model, not a curated record. Gene Ontology annotation, biological process: defense response; signal transduction. Lineage: Eukaryota; Viridiplantae; Streptophyta; Magnoliopsida; Rosales; Rosaceae. Gene Ontology annotation, molecular function: ADP binding.